AUGAACAACGAAGACAACAACAACAACAACAACAACGAUCUGUUGAUCGAGAUCGAUACAAAGAUGAUCGAAGUGAAGCAAUUUGUUGAGCAAGAAGAGCUGAAAAAAAAGAAAAGCGACUUGAUUGAAGAAGUGAAGAACCUGAUUCAAGAGGCUAAUGAACAAGCAGACGCUGCAAAAAAGCUUUUUUCUGAUUCCGAUCAUCCGACCAACAUCCAAUCAUCCGACCGACUGCUUGGUCAUAUUCUUAACAGAAAACGAAGGAGCAAAAAAGGAAAAACUAGGGUUUCGGCAGCGGAAUAUGAUCAAUUCGCUACCGCGGUUGCCGGGCUUUCAGAAGUGUUGCGAUAUCGGUCCUACAGAAAACUGUGUCAAGAUGCCGGCACGAGAUAUGAGUCCUUUAAAAAGAAUUACUUGAAGAAAGUUGAGGCGAAGUGUAAAGAAGUGGAGCAGUUUCGCCACAAGGCUAAGCAACAAGCAGAGGUCGCCAUCAACGCAAUCUCGAUUGCAGCGAAGAAAUUGUUUGAGAUCGCACAAGAGCUGGAAAAAGAGGUGAAGAUUGAAGAGGUGAAGCUGCUUGACCACAAGAUAUUGCGGGAUGAAUACAUAAAGGGGCGGGUCGACAAGAAGAAGAAUAGCAAGAAUGUCAAACAGGCCAAUUGGGUGAAAUGGGAAGGAGAUCUUCGUGUUCAGAAUGAAAUCAUCUCGAAAAUCGAAAACUACGAUAAGAAUAGCAUUUAUGCUUUCACGGAUGGAAGCUGGGAGCCUGACGAGACAAACAGGAUGAACUACGCUUCGGGCUUCGGAGUUUUUCUAUUGACGGAAGCGGAUCAUCCACUCACGAUGUGCGGUCCCAUUGAUCAUCCUUCAGGCGGUCAAACUAGCCAGACAGCCGAGCUAUUUGCAAUCGAGAUUGCACUUUACGCGAUCUAUCUUUUGGAGCGUUAUGUUGGACAAGAAGUCGUGAUUUCAACGGACAACAUCCGGGUCGUCGAGGCCUUUAAUCAGUACAAAAAAAGCGGAAUGGCCGGGGAACGCUGUAAUUGCGACUUCAACCAGAUGAAAAAAUUGAAAAAUGAAUACAUUGGCAUCUACGAAAAUUGCCAACUUUUCGAUCUGAGCAAGUUGCAGUUUGAGCAUGUGUACUCAAACCGAAAAAAGACCAAGCCACAAAAUCCGGGCAAUAAGGAGGCCGACAAGCUGGUGGACGAGGGCCGACAAGCGACGACGACAGCCUUGUUCAAACCAGCCACUCGCAUCAAAAAACCGAUGCAUCAAAACACCGAUGCGGCUGUCGAGGUGCGGGGGGUCGACUCCGAGGGAUUCGACGCCGUUCUUGGAUCAGAGGAAGAGGAGCCGACGCUGAUGGACGGUGACACUGAUGUGGAUAUGGAU
This is a messenger RNA of Mesorhabditis belari, 1395 nucleotides long. The record is from the annotation of a GenBank genome assembly. NCBI's taxonomy places the organism in Eukaryota, Metazoa, Nematoda, Chromadorea, Rhabditida, Rhabditidae.